CCGCCCCAUCCGCUUCCGGACUGGUCUGGCGACACGAAUCUGCUGCACGGCUCUGAGUCCAGCUAGUCUUCUCUGGGGCCAUGGCAGCCCUUCGCGCCCUGUUGACCAGCGUCCGGCGCCCACUACGGUCUCUGUCCCACUUCCCCGCCCCGCGGCCGUUCGCGUCGGGUGCCAACUUUGAGUACAUCAUCACAGAAAAAAAGGGGAAGAAUAGCAAUGUGGGGCUGAUCCAGUUGAACCGCCCGAAGGCACUCAAUGCACUCUGUAGUGGCCUGAUCACAGAGCUCAACCAGGCCCUGGAGGCCUUUGAAGCGGACCCAGCCGUGGGUGCUAUCGUGCUUACCGGAGGGGAUAAGGCAUUCGCAGCUGGAGCUGAUAUCAAGGAAAUGCAGAACCAGACAAUGCAGGACUGUUACUCCCACAAGUUCCUGAGUCACUGGGACCAGCUGACCCAGGUCAAGAAGCCAGUCAUCGCUGCUGUCAAUGGCUACGCUCUUGGUGGGGGUUGUGAACUUGCCAUGAUGUGCGACAUCAUCUACGCUGGUGAGAAAGCCCAAUUCGGACAGCCAGAAAUCCUGCUGGGGACCAUUCCAGGUAAGGACAUGGCACCUGGGUGUGCACUCUGCAGCCUUGGUCCCUUUGUCUUCCUGCCUAUGCUGUUUGGUGUCAUGGAGAGCCUGGCCUGCGUGGCUGAGAGCAUAGUCUCCAUGAUAAGUGAAAUUGGUGUUCUGUUUCUUCAUGUUGUUCACCCCCCCCCCCUUUUUUUUUUUUCCCACAUUUUAGGUCUUGUAAGCAAGAUUUUUCCUGUUGAAAAAUUGCUUGAAGAAGCCAUUCAGUGUGCAGAAAAAAUUGCCAGCAAUUCCAAAAUUAUAACAGCCAUGGCCAAAGAAUCUGUGAAUGCAGCCUUUGAAAUGACAUUAACAGAAGGAAAUAAAUUGGAGAAGAAACUCUUCUAUUCAACCUUUGCCACCGACGACCGGAGAGAAGGGAUGACUGCGUUUGUUGAGAAAAGGAAGGCCAACUUCCAAGACCACUGAGAACCCGCGCCCUGCGCCAGAACCUGGGCCUUACUCCUCUACUGAGAGGAAAAAGCAGCUUGUCAGUGUAGAAGCAGAUCAAUCGUCUCCUUUCAAGGGGUUAGUAGUGUAGGUGAGCUGGGGUUGCUUGCUGGUGGCCGUGGGACUGUGGCCCGAGCUGGGGCUCUGCUGCCCCGCUGGCCUUCACUUGUCCGUCGGGAGAGUCAAGCACAUUGCUUUCAGACCAGAACACAUUCUUUGAGAUCAAAAGUUCUGCUCAGGAGCCUUCAGAGUGUUGAAUUUUUUACUUCACUUCAGGAACUGAGCUGCGAGAUUGCCCUGUUGUGCCGAGAUCGAGUCCAGAAGGACUGAGGUGACUGUCCACCUUGUCAUGGGGUGUGUGGCUGCUCAGGGAAAGAUGUUCCUGUCUAUUGAUUUGAACAGAAUAAUGCUGAUUAAAGUAACUACUUCAAGUUAGUUGUGCUUUACUUUUAAAGGGCUAAUACCCUAUGUAUUGGUUAAGGGGUUUUUUUGUGAUAAUGUUCAAUUAAAACUGAGGUUGGCAAAGUAAACUAUACCCAU
Messenger RNA from Octodon degus (degu), 1598 nucleotides. RefSeq names its product enoyl-CoA hydratase, short chain 1 (gene Echs1). The record is from RefSeq and is a predicted model, not a curated record. NCBI's taxonomy places the organism in Eukaryota, Metazoa, Chordata, Mammalia, Rodentia, Octodontidae. The transcript has 8 exons. The coding region runs from base 81 to 1037 and encodes 318 amino acids. Gene Ontology annotation, biological process: fatty acid beta-oxidation. Gene Ontology annotation, molecular function: enoyl-CoA hydratase activity. Gene Ontology annotation, cellular component: mitochondrion.